Messenger RNA from Anopheles maculipalpis, 2784 nucleotides. RefSeq names its product beta-mannosidase (gene beta-Man). The coding region runs from base 16 to 2784 and encodes 922 amino acids. Gene Ontology annotation, molecular function: beta-mannosidase activity. NCBI's taxonomy places the organism in Eukaryota, Metazoa, Arthropoda, Insecta, Diptera, Culicidae. Gene Ontology annotation, biological process: glycoprotein catabolic process. The transcript has 7 exons. The record is from RefSeq and is a predicted model, not a curated record.
UCAAACUAACGCACCAUGCUGGAUGCACUCAAAUUCUUCCUGUUUGUCAUCCUGCUGCUGGUGACGAUCAUGCUCAAUCAACACGUCACUUCCAAACGUUCUGCCGAGAUUGAUCUCGAGCUGCUGUGGCAGAUACAGGACACGAAAGGAGUCUACAUCAUACCGAACCAAACAGUGCCUUCUGGUGUGUAUACAGCGCUGGAGCAUAGCAUGGUAAUCGGUUCGCUGUUGGAGGAGUACAACGAUGUCAACACGAGCUGGGUUGGCGAAAUGGAUUGGAUCUACCGAACCAACUUAUCUUGUCUGAAAGAAGAGUAUGACUACGUGUUGCUAACAUUUCACGGUGUGGAUACGUUUGCUGAUGUCUACCUCGGUGAAAGACACCUCGGUUCAACCGAGAAUAUGUUUGUACGGUACCGUUACGACGUGAAGGAUCUGUGUGAUGGAGAUACACGAGAACUAAGGCUACAGUUCCGAUCGUCCGUUGUUGAGGCACGCGAACGCGCCACGCACCAAGCACUACCAAUCGUGCCGACGUGUCCACCGGACGUGUACCAUGGUCAAUGCCACGUAAAUCUCAUCCGCAAGAUGCAAGCAAGCUUCGCCUGGGAUUGGGGUUUGGCGGCACCAUCGAUGGGUAUCUGGAAGCCGGUCCGAUUGGAGUAUUACAGCUCAGCACUGAUCCGCGACCUCACGGUAGCAAUCAACGAGACGGAUGUUGGUACCGAAGAGCGCUGGACGGUUGACGUUGGUGUGUAUCUCGAAGCAGGACUUAGCAGUGUGCCUAUCAACGGACUGUUAACAUUCAAGAUCAUUGGUGUACCGCUGGGAGAUGAAUCCGAACAAACACUGGCGGUCGCGAACCGUACGGAUGCGAAUGGAGAGUUGUUGGUGAAGCAUCGGUUGACCGUACGCAAGGAUGCGGUAGAACGAUGGUGGCCAAAUGGGUUUGGCAAACAGACACUCUACAGCCUGUACGUACGCUGGGAGGAUGUGUCUCUGAACGGUGUUAAGCUGAAAAACCCGGACACAAAGAUUUCGGAGAAGGUGAUCCGUAUCGGUUUCCGCACGGUGCAACUAGUUCAGGAACCUGCAACCGAUGGGUUGAUGUUCUACUUCCGGGUGAACGGUGUGCCUAUUUUUGCAAAGGGUUCGAACUGGAUUCCAUCCUCGGUACUGCCCGAGCGUUCGUACGACGUGAACUAUGUGAAGUUUCUGCUGUACGCUGCACGGGAUGCACACAUGAAUAUGCUGCGUGUGUGGGGUGGCGGAUUGUAUGAGAGUGACCACUUCUACCGCAUGGCGGACGAGCUCGGUUUGCUUAUCUGGCACGAUCUCAUGUUCGCCUGCUCGAUGUACCCGACCGAUGCGGACUUCCUGCGUACGGUGAAGGAGGAAGUGCGUCAGAACGUGCGCCGCAUCCAGCACCAUCCGAGCGUUGCUGUGUGGGCUACCAACAACGAGAACGAGGUGGCACUGCGUCAAAAUUGGUACAAAACCGAUACAAAUAUUAGCAACUACACCGCACAGUACGUUCAACUGUACGUGGAUACGGUGCUGCCGACAGUGAUGGCGAACGAUCCAUGGCGCUUGGUGCUUCUAUCAUCACCGUCCAACGGUGAACACCGGGCAGAGGACGAUUACAUCGCCGAAAAUCCUCAAGAUCCGCAUUACGGAGACGUGCAUUACUACAACUACUUCCUGGACGGCUGGAAUGCGGCUCAGUAUCGUGGCGGACGGUUCGUGUCCGAGUACGGGUUUCAAUCAUUUCCAGCAUUCACCAGCUGGCCGGAAGCGCGUAGCUACGGUCCGGCAGAGCUAACACAGUUGAUUAAUCACCGCCAGCAUAGCCCACUGGGCAACGAACCAAUACUCGCGAUGAUACGCUAUAAUCUGCCUCUUCCGAACGAUGCGUCCGCCAACGACUACUGGCCCGAACUGAUCUAUUUAAGUCAACUGUCCCAGGCGAUGAUCGUGAAGACGGAAACGGAAGUGUACCGGGCGCAUCGGCUUCAGCACGGCACAAUGGGUGCGCUCUACUGGCAGCUGAAUGAUGUCUGGAUUGCUCCGUCCUGGUCAUCGAUCGAGUACGGUGGCACCUUUAAGCUGCUGCACGUCUGGCUACGGAACAUUUUUGCACCGGAACAUUUGAUUGCUUUCAUCAACGAACGACGCCAGCUGGAGGUAGUGGCUGUGCGGGAUACGCUCGAGCCAGCAGAACAGCUGUGGGAUGUGGAGAUACGCAUCCAUCGAUACGGUAGCUUCCGACCGGUCGACCGACAUAUCGAGACGGUACGGGUGUCUGCCAACUCCGUCAAGCUAGUGCCCCAGUGGGACGUGUAUGGACGACUUGCCCAGCUUGGUCUGCAUCCUGCCAACCAUCUGCUGUUGCUGUACGCCUACCGUAACGGGUCGGAACAGUCGGUUCGCUCGCAACCGAUCGCCGAAAACUUCGUCCUCCUGGACAAGCUGAAGAACAUCCGAACGGAUCAACGGGUUAAACCGAAGAUCGCUAUCAAUGUGCUGUCGGCGGUUUGUAACAGACAGAACAAUCUGACCAGCGUUAGCCUGGAAGUGUCGGUUAGCGUGCCCGCCCUGUUCGUAUACCUACAGCUUACGCCCGAAAACAGCACACUAAAGCAGUGCCAGUUUUCGCACAAUGGCUUUUUGCAGUUUCAACCGAUACGCACGGUAAAGCUGACGUGUGUCGAUCCAGGCUGCCGCAACACGAUCCAGGCACGGGACAUUACUGUACGAACGGUUAAUGAUUUGUUGGUGCGCUAA